AUGUUGGCAUGGUCUUGCAUUGUGUUGAUCUUAUUUUCACGGAGCUCUCACGGCAUCCACAACGGAGUCGAUGCUAAAUUCGACUUUUGGACCUUCAUUGCCUCUGUGUCGAUUAAUGGCUAUCAGGAGUGCGGUGGAACUGUUAUCGACAAUCGGAUCAUACUCACCGCUGCCCAGUGCGUAAGGGAUAUUCCAGUGGGCAAUAUUACAGUCCGUGUGGGCUCGGCUUUUGUUAAUAAGGGUGGCGAAGUCAUCAGAGUAAAGGCGAUGGAGGUUCAUGGCAGCUAUAAGGAGUUGAACAACGAUAUUGCCCUGCUUUGGCUCAGGACAUCUGCGCUGUCCAAGAGAGUGACCAAGAUUCCACUGCCCACCAGCGAACCCAUUCCCAACGACUAUCCCAGCAACGCGGGAUGGGGCGAGAAGUCACUGGAGUCCAAUGUGCUGCCAAAACGACUUCAGAACGGAGUCACUAAAAUUCAUGAGCGAUCGGUAUGCAUCCAUGAGCUCAUUGAACCGAUUGGCCCGGAGCUGCUCUGCGCAUUUUACGCCCAUAACGACAUUUGUCCCGGCGACUACGGAGGUCCCCUGAUCCUGUCCAACAAAGUGGUCGGCAUCGCAGUUACAGGACACGGCUGCGGAUAUGUCGGUCUGCCAUCUCUCUACACGAACGUCUUCCAUUACCUGAAAUGGAUUGAUCAGCACUCAAAGAAACUUAUGAAAAAUAAAUGAAAGUACAACUGUCAAGUGGAAA
This is a messenger RNA of Drosophila biarmipes, 751 nucleotides long. RefSeq names its product trypsin. Gene Ontology annotation, biological process: proteolysis. The coding region runs from base 1 to 729 and encodes 242 amino acids. Gene Ontology annotation, molecular function: serine-type endopeptidase activity. Lineage: Eukaryota; Metazoa; Arthropoda; Insecta; Diptera; Drosophilidae. The record is from RefSeq and is a predicted model, not a curated record. The transcript has a single exon.